Colletotrichum navitas is the source of this 2778-nucleotide messenger RNA. RefSeq lists its product as uncharacterized. The record is from RefSeq and is a predicted model, not a curated record. NCBI's taxonomy places the organism in Eukaryota, Fungi, Ascomycota, Sordariomycetes, Glomerellales, Glomerellaceae. Gene Ontology annotation, biological process: proteolysis. The transcript has 4 exons. Bases 1 to 2778 code for a protein of 925 amino acids. Gene Ontology annotation, molecular function: cysteine-type peptidase activity.
AUGGCCAUCGACUACAAUCCCCCGUGCAUCAGGCAAACAAUCAACGCCUGGCAGGCUAGCCGGGUGGGGUCCUUCCUCCCCUUGCACCCCUUCCUUCUGGUUCGCGAUCUGGUUCGCGAUCUGGUUCGCGAUCUGGUUCCUGAUGCCAUCGCGGACGUCAUUGAGGCGGUGCGACUCCAUGCUCCUUCCUUCCAUCACUCGCUGGCACCUUCAGGUCGUUAUUACAGUAUCGGCCUACACUACAGAGAUGCAGCAGCCUAUGAGUCUCUCAUCAACAGCUUCAACUCGCUGGCGCUCCCUAACGCCUUAGCCCAGCGUCAACACAGCGUCAUCGCAUCCCUUUGGGUCACGAUCCGCCACGGCUUUGCCUCGGCGCCUCAAGCGACCACCCAAGGCAAUUCUCUUCCCCUUUUUGCCCUGCGCCGAAUAAAUCUCUCCAUCCUUACUAUCGCACUCGACGGGCUCCUCGCAAGAGACCUUCAGCAGCUCCAGGAAACCCUUGGCAAGGACAUUGCUUGUCGUCAAAAACGCGUCCUCAGGGAAUGGGGGAUUUCCCGAAGCAUCUUUCUCUUCCUCUUUGACGCCACUAUCAUCAAAUGUCGCUUUGCCCUCGAAGCCUUACAUAAUCUUCACCUCGAGUACCCAGACAUGACCAUUCUCGACCUGUAUCGCCAAUUCGAGUCUCAAAACCCUCACGCUCCCAAUACUGCGAAAAAGGACAGCCUCAAGAGAACCAUUUGCCACUUCUCUCUCAAAGCCUGGCCGAAGAGCCGACUAAGGUCAAAAAGGGCAAAGAAGAUUGGAGAAGCGUCGGACAUGAGCGAUCCAGCGAAUACAGCCGAGGCCUCCCGCAACCAAGAUCAUCCCCACAGCCCAGCUAGCAACACGUCGCGUUCCAUCGAAAGAAGCCGCCGCCACCUACCUUGCGCUCAUUCCGCAGCCUCAACACCUAUUCAGCCAGACUCCAUCGCAGCGACCUCUCCCCUUGCGGCCACUCGUGCAGCUUCCCCCCCGCUGGAUACUACACCCAACUCGCCUCAUCCAGCUGAGUCGCCAAUAUUUGAGUCCAACCACAACGUGGCAGACCUUCGCGCGGACUCCGACUGGCGCAACGACUCGCAUGCCAACCGCGACGACGACUCUCAAGGCGACAUUGACGACAACGACGAGAAGCGCGACGACAAUACCGACGACAGCUACCAAGGGGGCGAUUACGAGGUUGGUUCAGAACCCAAGGCAGUCGCCUCGUCGCCUGACACACGACGCAUCCUUCAGGUCGACCAAGACCAAAGCCUCCACCGCGACCGCACUACAGAGUUGGACAGGCCGCUCUCUGGGCGGAGAACCUCCAACGCGACGACACAAGAACAAGCGGUUCUAUCGGCUGUUUCCCAACGCAAGCGGUACUCUUCAGGUCUAGGCGGGAACCCACCGAAACGUCCGAGAAAGGAACUGCCCCAGAUACAUGAGGAGGGUUCAUCCUUCAUAAUAGGUACCCCGGGUUUGUUGCCAAGAGCUGACUUGGACUUGACAACAAGCGACGUGCCAGGAGGUGCGCCAUCGCCAUCUCUUCUAAAUCAUCCAGAUACCACGCACAGCCUAGUGGCCUCUCCCUCAUCACCUACAGGCCAAAAAGGCACGCUGCAGCAAGUAGAAAUGGAAGCUCUGGACCUGAACGCCUGGUUGAGCAGCGCGGAAAUUUCUCAAUGCUUGUCUCUGUUUGCAGUGUCGUCCAGUACAGACUGCUUGUUAAUCGAGCACUAUGUUGUCAGUGGCCAGAACGAUAUGAGCCAUACAACUCUAGAUUCGCUUUUGCACACAAAAAGCUUCCUUGUGCCCCUAUUCAUAGGUAGCAACCAUUGGAUGCUGGCGCAAAUACACAGAGAGGACGGAGACGGCUUCCAAAUUGACCUGUACGACUCAUUACCAAGUCUUGACCACACUCGCGAAGCCCAAGGCCAGCUUGAAAUAUUUCUAAACCGCUACUUUCCAGGAAUACCUCAUCCUCUCGAGGGCGCAUUUGAUAUUGCCUGCCCAGGGCAAGACAACGGGUCUGACUGCGGUGUCUUCGUCAUUGCAUUCCAGGCUUAUCUCAUCGCCAAUUGUUCCAUGCCAUCCAGAAUUGACUCAAGACUCUGGAGAGUCAUCGCUAGAAUCAUACAGCAGCUGCAAAUCAACCUCUACAAUACACCCUUAACGCUAGAUCCUGCAGCAAGGGAACGCAUGGUUGCCUUCUUCCGCUCGGAAUAUCUGGACCAUGGUCAACUAGCACAGCCGCGACUAGACCCGGACGUACUACCGGCCCCUCAACCUUCCUUUGCCCAUGGUCAACCCUUAUCCCUAGAGGACGCACAAGCAUACGCGACCAGCGUCAGACAGUGGGAACAGGCGGUCGAGGUACGCAUUCGCAGAACCGCCAACGAGCGGUUAGGUGUUUGGACCUUUGCAUUGCAGCAGGCUUCACGGGUACGGACUGUCUUUAUGCGCCUCAAUGGCGUUGCCGUGUCGAGGCUAGCGGACGCAACGAGGAAGAGCCAGGUCCAGGGCGAGGCAAUCACAAGGUACACAGGUCUCGGCAAUAAGAGCGCCAAGCUGCAUCAUCAUGCCGCUCAAGCCCGACUUGAGCUGCGGCGAGCCAACGAUCGAAUACGCCAUCUUCAAGUCUGCGUCAAAGUCUGGCCCAUAGUGACGGAACUCUUGGCCGACGCGCUGGUGGUUUUGCAGACUCGGUUGAAGCUUGGUCAGCCUGCUCUGCCUGAGCCCCUCCAACUAGGUUAG